CCAUUAUUUAUAGCCUAGCGGGCUCCUCCAUACAAACCGGUAUUCUCUCAGCUCGGUCUCUAUAUAAAGGAGUCACGAAGAAACAACAGGGCCACUUACAUUGGCAAAGCGUGCAUGUCGAGACGCACUUUUCUCCUUGUGAGUGGAGCGGGGAUUACCAUUUGAAGCGCAUACACACAUCGCAACAAAGAUUCUGACUCUUUCCCGUCUCUCUCCAGCUGGCACAUUAGCUAGAGGCACAGACAUAACAACAACAGCAACAACAACCCCUACAACAACAACAUGAAGCUCAGGCUGCUGCUGCUGGUCUGCUGUGCGCUCGUGUCCGGCCAGAGGAAGGCUGGUUUCCCAGAACAAGAGAAGGAACCUAAGUUCUGGAACGACUGGGCCCAGAAGACCCUGGACAAGGCUCUGUCCCUGCAGACCCUCAACAAAAACAAGGCCCAGAACCUCAUCCUGUUCCUGGGUGACGGGAUGGGGGUUCCCACGGUAACGGCUGCUCGCAUACUGAAGGGGCAGCUCAGAGGACAACCUGGGGAGGAGGGCCAGCUGGAGAUGGACAAGUUCCCCUUUGUGGCCCUGUCCAAGACCUACAACACCAACGCCCAGGUGGCCGACAGCGCGGGCACAGCCACCGCCUACCUCUGUGGGGUCAAGGCCAACGAGGGCACGGUGGGCGUGAGCGCGGCCGCCGUGCGCUCGCAGUGCAACACCACGCAGGGCAACGAGGUCACCUCCAUCCUGAGGUGGGCCAAGGACGCAGGGAAGUCGAUAGGCAUUGUGACCACGACGCGGGUGAACCACGCCACGCCCAGCGCGGCCUACGCCCACUGCGUGGACCGCGAUUGGUACUCGGACAACGAGAUGCCCGCAGACGCCGUGGAGGCGGGCUGCAAGGACAUCGCCCGGCAGCUCUUCGAAAACAUCCCAGACAUCGACGUCAUCAUGGGAGGGGGCAGGAAGUACAUGUACCCCAAGAACACGACGGACGUGGAGUACCCCGGGCAGCCCAAGCACAGUGGAACCCGGAAGGACGGCCGGAACCUGGUGAAGGAAUGGGUGGACCGGAAUACUGAAAAGAAAGGACAUUACGUGUGGAACAAGAAGGAUCUGCUCUCUCUGAACCCCACCAAGGUGGACUAUCUUCUGGGUCUAUUUGAACCUGCCGACCUGCCCUAUGAUCUGGAGCGGAACAAGGAAACAGACCCCUCGCUCUCUGAGAUGGUGGAGGUGGCCAUCAAGAUCCUACGGAGGAAUCCUAAUGGGUUCUAUCUGCUAGUGGAGGGGGGACGCAUCGACCACGGACACCACGAAGGCAAGGCCAAGCAGGCCCUGCACGAAGCCGUGGAGAUGGACCGCGCUAUUGGUCGAGCUGACCUGAUGACCAGCACUUCGGACACCCUGACCGUGGUCACCGCUGACCACUCCCACCUGUUCGGCUUCGGUGGCUACACACAGAGAGGAAACUCCAUAUUUGGUCUGGCUGCUAUGAUCAGCGACGUGGACCAGAAGCCCUUCACAGCCAUCCUGUACGGCAACGGGCCCGGCUACAAACUGGUCAACGGCGCUCGGGAGAACGUUUCCACCGUCGACUACCAGGAUAACAGCUACCUGGCCCAGGCCGCCGUGCCCCUCUCCUCAGAGACCCACGGGGGGGAGGACGUGGCCGUGUUCGCCAAGGGCCCGAUGGCUCACCUGCUGCACGGCGUUCACGAGCAGAACUACAUCCCCCACGCCAUGGCCUACGCCGCCUGCAUCGGCCAGAACCGCGCCCACUGCCUGGCGUCGGCCGGGGCCACUCCGCGCCGCCCCGGCCUGGCCGGUCUGGUCGGCCUGGCGACGGUGAUGCGGCUGUUGUGUUGACCGACUCACCCCUUUAUGUAUCACUCCGCCUCAGUCCCCUCUUAGCCCCGCCCACCUGUUGUGUUGACCGACUCACCCCUUUAUGUAUCACUCCGCCCCAGUCCCCUCUUAGCCCCGCCCACCUGUUGUGUUGACCGACUCACCCCUUUAUGUAUCACUCCGCCCCAGUCCCCUCUUAGCCCCGCCCACCUGUUGUGUUGACCGACUCACCCCUUUAUGUAUCACUCCGCCCCAGUCCCCUCUUAGCCCCGCCCACCUGUUGUGUUGACCGACUCACCCCUUUAUGUAUCACUCCGCCCCAGUCCCCUCUUAGCCCCGCCCACCUGUUGUGUUGACCGACUCACCCCUUUAUGUAUCACUCCGCCCCAGUCCCCUCUUAGCCCCGCCCACCUGUUGUGUUGACCGACUCACCCCUUUAUGUAUCACUCCACCCCAGGCGGCUCUUGGCCCCGCCCACCUGUUGUGUUUUUGUCUUUGUUGGAUCUACUCUGCCUAUGAACUGGAUUUUUUUGCGACCACUAAUUAGACAACUAUUUUUUCAUUUUGUAUGAUUAGUCUCAUGUGGUUGUUGAAUGCUGAUGAUGUUUUGCUGAAUAUCGACAGGUUAAUUCGAAAAAGGAAGAGGGUUUUCACACUUUCCAUUUCCCUUCAGAUUUUGUUCCCUUGUUCAAGUCAACGGCAUCUACCUCAUCAGUGAUCCUCGAUCUCAUGUCACUUCUUCUGCUUCAGGAAAGCACAGCACGCGUUAACUGGGAACAAAUUAGGUAUUCUGGAACAACCUUGAUGAGGCAUUGUUACCAUUAUUUCUUUUAAAACAAAACAAGAUAAAGGACUUCUGACAUCUGUCGACCAAUAAAGAACAUUUGGAUGGUUUUCUUAUAAA
This is a messenger RNA of Gadus morhua (Atlantic cod), 2746 nucleotides long. It is a transcript of the gene alpl, whose product is annotated as alkaline phosphatase, biomineralization associated. Gene Ontology annotation, cellular component: plasma membrane. The record is from RefSeq and is a predicted model, not a curated record. Lineage: Eukaryota; Metazoa; Chordata; Actinopteri; Gadiformes; Gadidae. Gene Ontology annotation, molecular function: alkaline phosphatase activity. The coding region runs from base 283 to 1863 and encodes 526 amino acids. Gene Ontology annotation, biological process: dephosphorylation. The transcript is spliced from 12 exons.